AAACGCACAGUGUGGCUUUCUGUUACACAUUGCGGGGCGGAUCCAACGCUGCCUUUAUGAACCCCGGCGUUUUUUUUGUUUUGAACUAACCUAAAACAUAGAACGUGUCCUAUCUUCGUCUCCGGUAACAACUCGGACAGUUUCUUUUCUCCGUUUCUUUCCUUCGGACUGUGCGCUCUUUGGCUGCCGAGGGAUUUUCAAUGCCCUGAUUUUGCGCUUUGAGGAUUUUGCGGCGACCCGGACGUUCUUCAGAGACCACUGGUGUCAUUAGAUAAUUUCUGGGAAUAAACUCUAGAGGAUUUUAUUAUCUGGAAACAUGGAGUUCGACUGUUACCAGCACUAUUUCUUCGAUGAUUUCGACACCGAGGAGGAUUUUUACAAGUCAACCGCACCGAGCGAGGACAUAUGGAAAAAGUUCGAGCUGCUGCCCACCCCUCCCAUGUCUCCCACCCGGACUCUGAGCGACGCUGCUCUGCACCUCACGCCGGGAGACAAGCUCAGCUGGCUGUCCAAAGUGCUGGGUCAGGACGAGGAGUGCGAGGGUCAGUUCAUCCCCGACACGCAGCGGUUGUUCGGCAACCUCAGCUCCCACAUCAUCCGGGACUGCAUGUGGAGUAGUUUCUCUGCCAGCAAGCAGCUGGAGAAGGUCAACGGCAGGGUGCCCGCCGCGGCGCCGACCGCCAUCCCCCCGGUGGCACAAAUCUCCGUGAGACCGAGCAAAGCGCAGUGCGUCUCGCCCGGUGGCCUGCACGCCACCGCGGCGUCUGACUGCGUCGACCCCGCUGCUGUUCUCACCUACCCGGCAAGCAACUGCAGGAAGCCGGCGUCGUCUGGCUCCGAGUCUCGCUCUGAUUCCUCUGAUGACGAAGAGGAAAUCGAUGUUGUCACUGUGGAGAGCAAGCAGAAGCGGGUGCGGCUGGUGAAUGUCAGAAAACCGGUCACCAUCACGGUCCGUGCAGACCCCUGCCCCAAACGCUUCCACAUGUCUGUGCACCGGCAGCAGCACAACUACGCCGCCCGCUCUCCAGACAGCGAGCCAGAAGCUGAGGAGGAGGAGGACGACGAGUAUGAUGAGGAGCCUCAGAGCAAACGGACCUGCUCGACGUCCAGUCAAGGUUCUCAUACGUCCCAGCCAACGUCCCCCUCAGAUACUCCACAAAACUCAGACACAGAGGACACUGACCGCAGACGGAACCACAACUUCCUUGAGAGGAAGAGGAGGAACGACCUCAGGUCUCGUUUCCUCGCCCUACGGGAUCAGAUCCCCGGCCUGGAGUCGGCCAAGACCCCGAAGGUGGCCAUCCUGACCCAGGCGACAGAGUACCUAAUGGAGCUGCACACCAAGGAGAAACGGCAGCUCCAGGAGAAGAAGCGACUCAGAUCCCGACAGCAACAACUUCUCCGCAAAUUAUCUGAACUGAAGCGCUCUUGAGACUCCGAACAAGUGUGCUUCUGAGAUAAACUGCCUCACUCACAGUCAAGAACUCACAAGUUGUCACUUUUGAAAAGCUACCCUUUUAUAGAGCAACAUGCCUCAUGUAAAUAGCUGUGAAUUUUGUUUGGAAUGCAUGCAUAUAUGGCUGUGGGCUUCCUGUGAAUUGACUGUGCUGGCCUGUAAACCUGUUAUGGGGAGGAGCAGUUAGAUCUGUCUUUUUUUUUUAUUUUACUUUUUUUUUUUUGCACAUUGUUUUAGUUCUGAACAGGGGGUUAAUGGAUUGAUUUUAUCAGCUAUGACCAAGAUAUUUCCUGGUAUGCGGUGACAUGAAAUCACUUUCCAAUAGUUUUUGCUAGUGAACAUUGUAGCCUUCAGAAUGUGUGGAGAUGUUUUCAUUUCAUCAUUGCACAUGGAGUGAUGUGUGAAUGGCUUUCUGUGUACAUGAGAGUGAAUGAGUCCGCUCCUGGUUUGUUUGGUUUUGUUCGAAUGAUCAUUUGAUGUACAAUUUGUUCUGUAAAUAAUAGCUUAUUGUUACUGGUGAAGGAGACCCAAGCAAGAGUUGUCACUUGGGUUUGCUCCUCUGUAUGAUGUGCCAUCAGGCACUAAGAUGCUUCUAUUUUGUUAAGAAAAUAGGAAAAAAUGGAAAAAGUGGCACUGCUGUACUUUAUAUUCACACGUCACUUUGUGAUUUCAAUGCUUCUUCUGAUUUUUGGUUGAUCUUUCAAGCAUGCUAACAUCAAUAGCAUCAUUAAAUUUUUAUACCAUA
Molecule: messenger RNA, 2201 nt
Organism: Amphiprion ocellaris (clown anemonefish)
Lineage: Eukaryota; Metazoa; Chordata; Actinopteri; Pomacentridae
Product: protein L-Myc-1b-like
Exons: 3
Coding region: 317-1432 (371 amino acids)
Biological process (GO): regulation of transcription by RNA polymerase II
Molecular function (GO): DNA-binding transcription factor activity, RNA polymerase II-specific; RNA polymerase II cis-regulatory region sequence-specific DNA binding; protein dimerization activity
Source: RefSeq, a predicted model, not a curated record